Capsella rubella is the source of this 3013-nucleotide messenger RNA. RefSeq names its product exocyst complex component SEC15A. The record is from RefSeq and is a predicted model, not a curated record. Gene Ontology annotation, cellular component: exocyst; membrane. The transcript is spliced from 2 exons. NCBI's taxonomy places the organism in Eukaryota, Viridiplantae, Streptophyta, Magnoliopsida, Brassicales, Brassicaceae. The coding region runs from base 441 to 2813 and encodes 790 amino acids. Gene Ontology annotation, biological process: Golgi to plasma membrane transport; intracellular protein transport; exocytosis.
AUUUGCAGCUCACAUAAUCAUUUAAUACGAUUAAUUCUAAACUAAAUGCGUAAUAAUGAACCCAAAAAAAACAGUUUUGCAGGGACGAAAUCACUGAUUAGUGAAGUGAUUAUUACACUUGUCUUUCUCAAAUCAGCGAAGCCCACCGGACCGGGUCAUAUACCGAUUUAAACCGUAGAUUACAACUCCUGGCUUUUGUUUAGUUAAACUAAAAACACUGAGAGAACCAAAGCAAAACUCAUCAGAGAGCAUCUAUCUUUCUUCUUCAUCGGGGCGGACUAUACGUCUUCUUCUUCUUCUUCUUCUUCUUCUUCUUCUUCUUCUUCCUUUGCUGUCUUUGUCGCAAAUCAGACUUUUUUACCAAAAUUAUACCAUUUUUUGAGUUUCCGUUCCCUCUCAAUUGAAGCUAUCAUCGGCCUCUUCCUUCUCUCUCUAAUUGAAUGAUGGAGGCCAAACCAAAAAGGAGGAUUGUUACAGAGAAUGGAGAUACAGGGGAGGAUUUGGUUCUUGCUACAUUGAUUGGAAAUGGUGAUGAUGUGGGUCCUCUUGUUAGGCAUGCUUUUGAAAUGGGGCGGCCUGAGCCUCUCGUUCAUCAGCUCAAAAAUGUGGCCAGGAAGAAGGAAGCUGAGAUUGAGGAUCUAUGCAAGACCCACUAUGAAGAAUUCAUUGUUGCAGUUGAUGAGCUCCGUGGUGUGCUGGUUGACGCUGAAGAGCUUAAGAGUGACCUUGCAAGUGAUAAUUUCCGCUUGCAAGAGGUUGGUAGUGCCUUAUUGGUAAAGCUGGAGGAGCUUCUCGAGUCUUAUGCUAUCAAAAAGAAUGUAACUGAAGCUAUUAAAAUGUCAAAGAUCUGUGUUCAAGCACUGGAGCUGUGUGUUAAAUGCAACAGUUACAUAUCUGAAGGUCAGUUUUACCAUGCCCUGAAAACCAUGGAUUUGAUUGAAAGGAGCUACCUGAAGCUUAUCCCACUUAAAGUUCUAAAGCUGGUAAUAGAAAGAAGAAUCCCAGUGAUCAAAUCACAUAUUGAGAAAAAAGUGUGCAGCCAAUUUAAUGAAUGGCUUGUUCACAUUAGGAGUUCCUCUAAAAAUAUCGGACAGACUGCUAUUGGCCUCACUGCUUCAGCUCGCCAGAGGGAAGAAGAAAUGCUGGAACGUCAAAGGAGAGCAGAGGAACAAAACACUGGGGGUUUGGGAGAACUGGCAUACACUUUAGAUGUUGAAGACUCGGAACAAGAUUCUCUUUUAAAGUUUGAUCUGACACCUCUGUAUCGAGCUUAUCACAUCCACACUAUACUUGGCGUCCCAGAACGAUUCCGUGACUAUUACUAUGAGAAUAGGCUACUACAGCUCAAAUCAGAUCUGCAGAUCUCUUACACACAGCCAUUUGUGGAAUCAUACCAAACAUUUCUAGCCCAGAUUGCAGGGUAUUUCAUUGUGGAGGAUCGGGUGAUUAGGACAGCUGGAGAUUUCUUGUUGGCUGAUCAAGUUGAGACAAUGUGGGAAACAGCCAUUUCCAAAAUUGUAGCGGUAUUGGAGAACCAAUUUGCCAGAAUGGAUUCGCCUACUCAUCUGCUUUUGGUGAAAGAUUAUGUAACUCUCCUUGGCACAACCCUUAGACAGUACGGUUAUGAAGUGGGGCCAGUUCUUGAUGCUCUUGACAAGAGCCGAGAUAAAUACCACGAGCUUCUUCUUGAAGAGUGUCGAAAGCAAAUUGUGACUGCUAUUACAGAGGACUCUUAUCAGCAGAUGGUAAUCAAGAAGGAAGCUGACUAUGAAAACAAUGUAUUGUCGUUUAAUCUUCAGACCUCAGACAUUAUGCCGGCUUUCACAUAUAUUGCCCCCUUCUCUUCUAUGGUACCUGAUGUUUGCCGCAUCAUCAGGUCAUACAUAAAAGGAUCUGUUGAUUACUUGUCCUAUGGAGUGAACACUAAUUUCUUCAGUGUUCUGAGGAAGUACCUCGACAAAAUCUUGAUUGAUGUAUUGAAUGAAGUUAUCCUCGAGACGAUUAGCAACAAUUCAAUUGGUGUAUCUCAAGCUAUGCAGAUUGCAGCAAACAUAUCUUUCCUCGAAAAGGCCAGUGACUAUUUUCUACGGCAUGCUGCUCAACUUUGUGGAAUCCCAAGCCGAUCAGUUGAGAGGCCUCAAGCCAGUUUAGCUGCAAAGGUUGUCCUCAAAACAUCUAGAGAUGCAGCAUAUCUUGCUUUGUUGAAUGUGGUUAACACCAAGUUGGACGAGUUCAUGAAGCUCACAGAAAACGUUAACUGGACUACAGAGGAAAUGCCACAAGGGCCGCACGAGUACAUGAACGAGGUUGUUAUAUACCUUGAGACUGUUAUGUCGACGGCACAACAGAUCCUCCCAAUGGAUGCUUUAUACAAAGUUGGGGUUGGAGCGAUCGAGCAUAUUUCAAACUCCAUCGUCUCUACAUUCCUCAGCGAUAGCAUCAAGAGAUUCAAUGCUAAUGCAGUCUCGGCCAUUAACCAUGACCUAAGAGUGAUAGAAAACUUUGCUGACGAGAGAUAUCACUCAAGUGGGUUAAACGAGAUCUACAAAGAAGGAAGCUUUAGAAGCUAUCUGGUUGAAGCUAGGCAGCUGAUAAACCUGUUGUCGAGUAGCCAACCUGAAAACUUCAUGAAUCCAGUGAUUAGAGAGAGGAACUACAACACUUUGGAUUACAAGAAAGUGGCUACAAUCUGCGAGAAGUUUAAGGAUUCUCCAGACGGGAUAUUCGGAAGCCUGGCAAAUAGAAACACAAAGCUGACAGCUAAAAAGAAAUCCAUGGAUAUGCUCAAGAAGAGACUCAAGGAAUUUAACUGAUUCUCUAUGAAACACUCGUAGGUCCUGACCUCCCACUCACAUCUUCAUCAUCAUUAUCAUUUAGGUUUACUAUUCCCUUAAUUUGCUUCUUCUGGUUACCUUCUGAUCUCGCUUUUGUCUUUCUUUCUUCUUUUCUAUAACCCAAUUUAUUUAAUCAGUUUCAGUUUUGUCCUAAUGAAAAAAGUCAUAUUUAUGUCUCA